AAACUUUCCAUUUCAUACGUAGAAAUAUUUUGUUUGCCUUUAUGAAAAUGCUGAUUGCAAUCUUCCGACCACUUCUGAUCAAUAUACAAGUCCGGUUGUAUAUCAAAUCGGUUUUCAGCUAACAUUGUCAUUUCAGCUUUAUUGUUAAGCUAAGCUGGACACUUAAUUUGUUGUCUCUUCAGGAUAAAAGUAACUGCGCAAAGGAUUCAUUAAGAUAUUGAAAUAUAGAAACGACAAUCAUGUAUCUUCAAUUGUUGUUACUAUCAUUGGUGUCUGUAACUAUCAUAAGGAGCGAAGUUGUUGAUAAACAUUUCACAAAGUGCAAUUCAUUCUUUUACCAACGUACACCACCGCGCGGCUUUGAUGAUGAUCUAUCGGCAAUAUGUCAACGGUAUGAGAACAGUUACCACUUUGCUACGCUGUACAGUUCUAAUUUCAGAAUACCCAUGUAUUCAGCGUAUACUCUGGACCUUUCUUCUUGUCCUCCAAAUCAACCAAAAAGACGAAGUAAAUGGUUUAUUGAACCUCAGCUUUCUGGAAGUGGGCGUCAGAAGGAUAUGACAACAGAAGGGUCAUUGGCUGCCACAUAUAUGCGAGCACAGGCGAUAAAUAUUGAUUAUCCUAACACCAAUUAUGAUAGAGGUCAUCUUAAUCCAAACUUCUACCAAUGUAAUGCUGGACGUACAGCUACAUUCACACUCACAAAUGCUGUUCCGCAAGACCCUUGCUUUAAUCAACAAAUAUGGAAAGACAUGGAAAAGAUGUCAAAAGAUAUUAUGACAGCGCGUUGCAAUUUUGCUGGAGCUAAAAGAUAUUUUGUAACAGGCGCUGUCCCAUCAAGAAAGAGAAUUCCGUCUGAGUUGGAUGACAAAGAAGGUGAUGAAGUAAGAAUUUAUAACAGAGUGAGUGUUCCUUCAAUCAUGUGGACAGCCGCCUGCUGCGACUCUUCAAAUGCUGUGCAUGUCCAAGACAAAAACAAAGGCUUUUCGUUUGGAUAUUAUGGUGAAAAUGUACCAGAUUCUUAUGUCAUUCCGUAUACAGUAGAUACUCUGGAAAGAACACUUGCCUCAAAAUAUGGAAUUCAUACGUUAGACAUUUUUGCUGACUCAUGUUUUUCUAAUUCAGAGACUACUAAAAGUGUACUUGCGGCGCUUGCUGUCCCAGUGGAACGUAAAAUUGCAGAAACACUCGUAAAUAUGGCAAAGUCAAGCGAGUCGUCCCUACCACCUGCCAAGAGGAAAUUCAUAGAAACUGUCAAUGUAAAUGUUCAUAAGAAUGACGCGAUGGCAUUAAAAAAUUGGAGAUUUGUUGAUGCUGAUUUUGGAUUGAUUGACAAACGCAGUGACAUUCAAGGGACAAGAAAUUUGUUGGCCCAUUCUGCAAUGACAACUAUUCUUACUUGCCCAGCUGUUGGAAAAGUAAAGGAAAUCCAGUCAAAUACACUCUUUUGGAUACCUGGUGAUUCUAUACAUGGCACGUCGUAUGAACAACAAAUGUUGAAAACUACUGUUGAAAGACAACAAGUUAACAAAACAGAAGACGUUAUAAAAGAAACAUCUCUCUCAGACACAGAACUAGCAAAUGAGAUGAGCGACCAGUACAUUGUUGUUCCAUCACAGGAAUCCACACUCACUGCCACAGGUUCCCGAUGCAGGCACGGCCACUCAUGUGAUUACCAUGGUUACAAGUACAAAUGGUGUUACACCGACUGGAGUAAGAACUGGGAUUACUGCUGUAUCGACGCGUGUGGGUUUGGGCAAAGCACAAGUUACUCUUGGUGCUAUACAAGCCGUGCCAAACACUGGGCUUAUUGUUCACAAAGAAGUUCGAUGAUCACUAUUUCCGGAAAACCAUGCAGAGCUGACCACGAAUGCGGAACACAUAGCAGAGACAGCAGUUCGUAUUACUGGUGUUAUACAGACACGAACCAGAACUGGGACUACUGCUGUCAGCCUUGGCAUGAAUGCGCAAAACAUGGAAGCAGCUACAAAUGGUGUUACGUUGGUAACAAGAAAAAAGCAAACUGGCAUAAAUGUUAUUACUAAGCAAACAAUGUAAGAACUAAAUGAGGGUAUUGUACCAAAUAUUUCCCAAAUAAAAAAACUAUGACAGUUUGAAAUACAUCUCUUUUUUUUCCUUUUACUAGAAAUAUCUUCUUUGACUUCACUGAAAGUAACGUGUAUAUUGAUAAAAUUAUAUCUGUGAUCGCGGCGGUUCUUGAGCAAAUGGGCAGUAACUAUUAUAGGGCUUGGCACAUUUUGUUUUUGAGAAGCAUGGCUGACUGCAGAAUGGAUAUGUAUAAAAUUUGACGCACAUAACCUAGAACAAUUUGCCCCUACCCUGUAAACAAGAUAUUAACACUUAUAAAAGUUAAAGAAAAGAAAACAAGUAUGGCCACAAUGCGUUUGGAGUAAAUAGAUUAUUUGUAUUCCAACAAGGCGGACACGUUUGACAAUAAUUUGCAAUGUAAUAUUGAAAAGGUUUUUAAUUAUGAGAGACUGUAUACAUAUAAACACUUAUCUGAAAUAGAGUUAAAUAUAUUGUCUCCGUUUCAAACAUACAUCGUUAACUGUUCUGAAGUAUUAUGUUACAUUUUUAGCUAAACUGAACUGAAGGUUCAGAGUGAGCUGUUAGUAUAGGUGGAUGGUCCGGCGUCCACCGACCGUCGUCCUUUCUUCGUCGUCCAUCGUCUACAUUUUCACUUAAACAUCUUCAUCUCUGACACUACUCGUCAGAAUAACACCAAAUUUGGUCUGUAGCAUCCUGGCGAGGUCCUCUAUCAUGUUUGUAUAAUGGAGGCACUUCCGCUAGAGCUGAAAAUAGCAAAAACUUAAA
This is a messenger RNA of Mercenaria mercenaria, 2835 nucleotides long. RefSeq lists its product as uncharacterized. Gene Ontology annotation, molecular function: nucleic acid binding; hydrolase activity; metal ion binding. The record is from RefSeq and is a predicted model, not a curated record. Bases 240 to 2045 code for a protein of 601 amino acids. Lineage: Eukaryota; Metazoa; Mollusca; Bivalvia; Venerida; Veneridae. The transcript is spliced from 3 exons.